CCUCCUCCAUUUACUUCGUUUAGGUUUUCGAUCUCUGUCGCAUGGUGCUCUUGUCUCUUGUUAUGAGCUGCAGCAUGCGGUUAGCAGCGCGUCGACCCGUUACUGCUUCUCUUAAGUUAUUUCAGAGAUCAUUGGGCACGUCAAGCUUGCUUUCGUGUCAAUCAGUAAAACAGAUAUUAGCCUUUAAAGAUGUUAACAAAGCAAUUGAAAUUAAGGGAUGGGUCAGAGCGUUACGAAAACACAAGGACGUGGUGUUCUUGGACCUUUCAGAUGGGUCAACCGCAUCUAAAGUUCAGGUCGUCAUUCCUGCAGACAGCAUGAGGCCGGGCCUUUCGUAUGGGGCAGCUGUCCAGAUUCUUGGAAGACUGGUAGCCAGCUCACACAAGGGCCAGGAAUUUGAAGUGCACGCUGAAGACGUCACAGUGUUGGGACCUUGUGAUGUGGAGGCAUAUCCAUUUCAACCACGGAAGACUUACGCUCCAGAGUACACACGGAGCUUCCUCCAUUUUCGACCACGGCAGGCCAAGGAAGCUGCCAUGCUGCGGCUUCGCAGUGCUGCUUUAAUGGCGGUGCAUGCUGCAUUCCAGUCUCAAGGCUUCUUUCAUGUUCAUACACCUAUCCUGACGUCCAACGACUGUGAGGGUGGUGGGAAUGUUUUCACUGUCAAGCCCAUGAAGCAACAAGCAGCAGAGAAGGAAUCUGGCAAAGGCUUGAAGGAGCUCUUUUUUGGCAGACCUGUCUUCUUGACCGUAUCAGCCCAGCUUCACUUGGAGGCUAUUGCCAUGUCUCUGUCCAGGGUUUAUACAGUGGGUCCCACGUUUCGUGCCGAGAACUGCAACACACGGCGACACGUCUGUGAGUUCUGCAUGGUGGAGGCUGAGGAGGCCUUUGUCACAUCCUUGGAUACCUUGCUGCAGAGGACUGAAGAUGUUGUGAAGAAUGUGUUCACCAGUCUGGUCAGUUCAUCUAAUCAAGAUGUAGCUGUAAUUAUGAGAGAUGCCCCUUCUGGUCACCUUGAGAUAGUGAAAGCCGCACUGGACAAACCUUUUGUCAGAAUGACGUACAGCGAGUGCAUCAGUGUUCUUCAGUCUGCCAGAGAUGGAAAAUCCUUGCUUCAGGACAUUGAGUGGGGUCAGGACUUGAAAGCAGAGCACGAGGAAUACUUGGUAAAGCACUGUGGCGAUGGAGGACCACUCUUUGUGACACACUUUCCAUCAGCUCUUAAGCCUUUCUACAUGAAGCACUCUACUCUUCAGUCUAGCACAGUGGAAGGCUUUGACCUGCUGGCACCCUUUGGAGGUGAGCUCUGUGGCGGGAGCCUCAGGGAGGACAACCUCACAGUCCUCGAAGAACGCCUGAAGAAUCUGGGAAUUGCCGAGGCUUUCCCUUGGUACUUGGACCUUCGGAGGUAUGGAUCUGCACCCCAUGGAGGGUUUGGGCUGGGCUUUGACCGAAUGCUGCAGUAUUUUUUCGCUAUCAAAAAUAUUAGAGAUGUGGUGACCUUCCCGAGAUGGUCAAACCACUGUUCUAUGUAGUUAGUGUGAGCACUGCGUUAAAUAAAUGUUUUCUC
Dermacentor silvarum is the source of this 1570-nucleotide messenger RNA. It is a transcript of the gene AsnRS-m, whose product is annotated as probable asparagine--tRNA ligase, mitochondrial. Gene Ontology annotation, cellular component: mitochondrion. Bases 42 to 1535 code for a protein of 497 amino acids. The transcript is spliced from 12 exons. Gene Ontology annotation, biological process: asparaginyl-tRNA aminoacylation. The record is from RefSeq and is a predicted model, not a curated record. Lineage: Eukaryota; Metazoa; Arthropoda; Arachnida; Ixodida; Ixodidae. Gene Ontology annotation, molecular function: nucleic acid binding; ATP binding; asparagine-tRNA ligase activity.